AUGUCCUUAUCAUUAAUUAGUACAGUAGCAUUGCUAGCUCCAGCAUUUUACUUUGACCCAGUUUUGGCCCUUGAUUUGGGAAGCUUGGAUCAAUGGCAAGAUACCGAUUCCUCCAGAAACUCUAAUGCGAGUAACGACGAAAGCGGAAACUCAGACAGCAAUUCAGACGCUUCCUCAGAGAGUUCUCUAGAAAAUUCUAAUCAGGAAUCCAACCAGAACUCUGAAGAAGGAUCUACUCAAGACUCUAACCAAAAUUCCAACCAAAAUUCUGCUCAAACUCAACAGCAAACUGCAGCUACUACUCAAGCCCAGAGAGCUUCUGAAAGUGAGCAGACUCAAUCAUUGGCCGCAACUACUGCCGCAUCAUUAGAGACCAAUACACAGCAAACCCCAGAGACAACCCCGACCACAACUGUCUGGUGGAGUCAGUCCGUCACACAAUGGUGGACACCUUCAGUAACGAAAUGGUGGACUCCAGAAUCAGAGCUAACAGCUUCUUCUACUGAUAACUCAAAUUCUCUUUCAAGCACUUUGUCUACAGUUGUUUCAUCAUCUAGCACUUUAAAAAAUACCACUUCCAAAAACUCCACAAACAGUGGACUAAGAAGCCAUCAACCAAAUUCCAACUGGAAAAGUGGAAUGUUAGUGGGCGGCAUAUUAAUGGCAUCAGUGGUCUUGAGCGGUCUAUAG
This is a messenger RNA of Komagataella phaffii GS115, 690 nucleotides long. RefSeq lists its product as uncharacterized. Lineage: Eukaryota; Fungi; Ascomycota; Pichiomycetes; Pichiales; Pichiaceae. The record is from RefSeq and is a predicted model, not a curated record. The transcript has a single exon. Bases 1 to 690 code for a protein of 229 amino acids.